AGAAAAUGCAGGAAAAUGAGUAGGCAAAUGAAAUAAAACAAAGAUUUUAAAGGGUUUCGGUUUUGGUAGGGUUCUCUCAAGAGAGAGUUUUGCGACCAGAACUAGAUGAACUUGCUCGCCCGAAAACAAGGUACACUUAUAUACACACUUGGUCGCUUUUUUUCAUUCUAGGAUCCUGUCAUUGAUGACUUAUGUAUGCUGUUGUUCUACCUCAAAGAACUGACGUAGCCCCUGACUAUUGAUCUGCUGAUAGACUAAAUUCUCUUGCUUGUGUCAAUCUUUUAGCCUCAGGAAAUUACACAAAAGGAAGUUUCCGGUAGAUGCCAGCACCUUGCUUCUCUGGGUAGCACGCAGAUCAAGUUAAACGCAAUGGCUGCGGUAACAGAUGAAGGAAAGUUAUGGUCUACGAGUAGGCAAGUGCUUUCGCUUGGGUCGUGCUAUUUUAACUGUUUCAGACAGAAGGGAUGAGGUAUAGACACUCAAGGAUGGCAGUAGGUUUUUCCUUUUUUCUGGAAGUAUAAAAAGCACGCACUUAUACUACGUACUUUUCUAGGAGCUAGACGCUAGAUUCUAAUCCUUCCUCCCAUCAUCUUAGGAGUUCGCCUUCAAUCUAAAUAAGGCGGACGAGGUUACUCUUACGCAGACAGAGUGGUAGACGAGGUUGCGCUUGUCCUGUGGUUCUAGGUAGAGGAGGCUCAUGCAGAUGGAUUGGCUCGAGACUAUGCGAAGGGCCUGGGCAUUGUCCUCAGCGAUGUUUCUUGGCUCGAUGAAUAAGCAUCAUCAUGUAUCUUGAUAGGAAUUUGCUGAAAGUCAACUUGUAGCUGUUAGCUUGGAUAAAGGACGACUGAAGCUAGCAGCCGACGCUGU
This is a messenger RNA of Amoebophrya sp. A25, 867 nucleotides long. The record is from the annotation of a GenBank genome assembly. NCBI's taxonomy places the organism in Eukaryota, Dinophyceae, Syndiniales, Amoebophryaceae.